This is a messenger RNA of Suncus etruscus (white-toothed pygmy shrew), 3897 nucleotides long. RefSeq names its product spermatogenesis-associated protein 31A6-like. The transcript has 3 exons. Lineage: Eukaryota; Metazoa; Chordata; Mammalia; Eulipotyphla; Soricidae. Bases 1 to 3897 code for a protein of 1298 amino acids. The record is from RefSeq and is a predicted model, not a curated record.
AUGACCCCCGGGUUCUGUCCUGAGAGACUUCUCAGUGCUCAGUUGCCUCAGAAAAAGAGUGCUCAGACAAUGGAAAGUGUUAGUGAUACUUGGCUAAAUUUUGGCCCCUCCUCUGGAGUGAUUGAUGGCAUCCUUGCCAUCCUAUGUGGAGUGGGUAUCUUCCUUCUUUUACUCCCUUUCCUCCCAAAGAAUACAACAAUACCACAACCAAGAAGGUAUCAGCAAAUCAGGAGGGUAACAUGCAGAGAAUCCAUGAAAAAACUGGACAGGGCUCAAAACAUGAUUUCACUUCUGCAAAGCAGAGUGCAGAAAUACCAGGACAAGGACAGCCAUCAUGCACACCAAUGUGAAGACCAUCCUGAUGAGGUGUGCAGAGCAGUGUCUGGUGUAGCUCAAAGUCCUGUUGCAGAGGAGGUGGAUAAUGAUCAACCUAAACUUUCCCUUCCCUUGAAAUGUACUUCUCCAGUCCUUAUACCUUCUAGUCCCACUGUACAUAUGCCCAGUUCAGGGGCCUAUCUCCCACAUCCCCCAGAUGAAUCUGUGCUAUCUCUAAGCUCUAUUCAGAGUCCUGUCCAGUGUCACCCAUUGGCACUUCCUAUGGGCAUAGACCAACAAAGCUGCUCUACACAUACAUCAUGGCCAGCUUCUCCUGCCCCAAUGAUCUCAGGCACGGACCAUGCAGACUGUGCCCAUUCAACCCUCUCCUGGUGCCAGACAACUGUCAAAACCUUGUGCCUCUCAAUGUCAUCAUCCUGUCAGUCACAACAAGAAAAGAAUUCCUGUCCCCCACAAGGAGGGUUGUUCUGGGAAGAGCACACACUCAGGCAGACCAAAUCUGGUAGUUUCUCUUUAACUCCUCCUAACAUGGAGUUAAGAAGUCCAGACAGAAAAGAAAUUAAUAAACACAUAGAGAAAGCAUCAUUUUUAAAACAAGUAAAGCCAAGCUACCACCUUCCAUUGAAGAACAUGCUAAAAUCACUGGGUGAUAUGCAAAAAACCAGAGCUCCAGUUUCAUCUUGGAUCACAAAAGGACAAUUUAAACAGAUGUAUAGACAGUUCUCAGAUCCAAAGAUCUUAGAAAAGAAAUAUAUUCAGCUUUUCUGGGGUCUGCCCUGGCUCCACAGUGAGUCCUUAGUGGCUACCGCCUGGAACUCCACAUCACAAUACCCUUUACGAUUUAAUUGGAUUGUGGGUACCUUCCAGGAACAAAUGAAGGCAAAUAUAUCUCCCCUGCUUUCCCAGUCACAGUCCCUAUGUGAUCUGCAGUUUGAAUCUCAAAGCUCAAUUGGAACUCUAUCUGAUGAUCAAAAUACUUCUGUGGUUCAGGCCCAUUUUGCUCUGGAAAAUGAGCCCCUUUUUUCUCAAUACCAGAGUAGAGCUUGUUCUCCAUCAUGGAGAAAGAAAGAAUCCCUCAUUCAAACUAAGAAUCAGCUUCCAGAAUGGCUAUUUUUGCAAAAUGAAGUAGGAAGUGAGUGGAUGCUCCAUCCUAUACCUAAAAAAACACAGAAAAUUUUUACUGUAUUUACGACCUCUGAGGAUAAGAUGGUGGACUGUGUUUUUGCAAAAGACUUUUCCAUAAAUCCCCAACUCCAGGAGAGACUCGAGAAACUGAUAAAAGAAUGGAUCAACAAACACUAUAAAGAACUGAGCCUUAAUAUUGAACUUAGCCUUAGUUCUAGUUCUAGCCUAGAAAUAAAACAGCACCAGGGAAAUACUACCAAGUCAUGCCAAUUAGAGGGUAAACAUAGAUACUCAAAACCCUAUGUACUAGCUGGUAGAAGUAAAAAGGAAGAGGUCAGCAAGCACCUGAGUCAAGUUCCUGAGGUUCAGGAAUCAGAAAGAUCCAGAGUAAAGUUAUUUUUAAGGUCUGAGGAGUCAGGCAGUGACCUGGAUGUGUCAAGCAGUGAAUCUGCAAAUGACAUAAUGAAAAGUUUAGAUGACUCUCUAGAACAACGUCUGAAAAGACAUCUGGAUAGGAAGUUGGGCCAUAUCUAUACAGGUUUCAUCCCUGAGAGUGUGGCUCGAUCCAGGCUUGAUGCCAAUGAAACUGGGAAGAUGCUGGACCCUCGAGUAAAAAACAGAAAAUCAGGAAGCUCAAAGAUUGGCAAAGACUGUGCAAAAACCUCUCUCAAAGAGGACUUCCUCGAUUCCAUCACAAGGUCAGUUCUAGAGGCACACAUUCGGAAGUACUGGGUCAAUCACAGGUGGGGGCUUCCACUCAAGGUCCUCAAGCCUAUAAACAUUCUGAAAUCUUCACCCCAACGGAAAGUUUCCCCUUCCCAAUCCUCCUCCCAAUCAUCUACCAUUGUAUCUGGGACCCCCUCAAGAGUCAAAAAGCCCAAUUUCAAAGAAUGUCCUCAGACCCCACUAGAGAGGAAGAUCCAGACAAAAACAGCUCCCAUCCCAGAGCAGCCAGUCCAAUUGCCAUCACCUUCAUCUGCUCAAAUUCAGAAGUUGUGCAGUAAGAUCUCCAUUGGUAGCAAACAGGUGUCCAUGGGGACAUCCCUUUCUCAGCCCACAGAAGACACACAACCUACAGAUUCCCUCAAAUCCAACAUUGAGGCCACAAAAAUUGAGAGUAGAUCUCUGGAACAAGCUAGGAAAAAAAGCUCAGAGUUAAGUCCAGAUGCUGUAAUCUCCACAAAAGUAUCAAAAGUGGAGAUUACUAAUUGCAUGUCACCGCAGUCCUGCCAACAAGAAAAAGUGGUGGGGGAGAACUUAGGUUCUGUGAAGGCCACAGAGACUACAGGGACAGCAGAGGCUGAAAAGUUGCCUGCGCCUCAACCAGACUCUAAAUCCACCUUGGAUUCCAGUGUGCAGACACAAGAUGAAUAUUUGUCCACGAUUAGCAAAAAAAGUUCCAGCACCAGUACAAGCACCUUAUUCCAUAAAAUUCCAGUUCAUCACCAUCGAGAAGAGAUAGUAAGGGAACUUAAAUCUAAAAUGAAGCAGCAGCCUGCAGAUGGUCAAAAGCAUGUGCUUCUUACUUCACACAAUGUACCUUCUCAGGUUCCUCAGGUUCCUCAGGUUCCUCGCUACCACAUCCAAAAAAGUCCCAUGGGAGAACAGUUUGCUCGCCCUGUGCGAUGUAUCUACAAGACAGAUGGAAGGGUAGAUCCUAGGAACAGCCUCGAUCCUAGAAACCCCAGGAGUUCCAGCUUUGUGGACCCCUGGAAGGGGCAGAGGAAUGUGGCUUGUGUGAGUCCCAGACCUAGAAAACAGAAAGGGACUGAAGAAUCAAAGAUUACUCCACUGAGUCAUCGUGUUUGUCUCUUUCCAGGGAAGCCAACAGCAAGCUCUCCGGAAUGUAAAUGCCUCCAGAAACAGGCUCCUCAAAAUUUAUUUAGUAAGUUAAGACUAUUUAUACAAUCAAUCUUUGCUAACAAAAAAGACAAAGGCCAGGAUCCUCUGCAAAACAGAAGACCUACAGUAGCCUCUGCAAAGAGCCAAGGAGUAGGCAAAAGCAGAAUGAUGAUGGGUGGUGAGAUGUCUGAGGCUCAGAGACUCAUGGAAGCUCUUGGGAAAAUUCUAGAAGAAAAAUGUGCCAAUAAUCAGGGCCUUCAAGACACUAAAUUACAUGUGCACAAAAAUCUGCCCUCAGUACAUGGGACUUUAUGCUCCCAUAAGCCCCAAUACUACACAGACCAAGGGAAAUAUACAGCUUCCAGUACUGAAACCACCCCCAACAACCAUAGUUUUUUUAUCAGGGGAACCCAAGUUAGGAACCAACAACUCAGUAAGAGAGUAAGAUUUAAAGAUGAGGAACAGGCCAUGGAUGUCCACCCAGCUACUAACCUUAAGAAGACUGUGCACCCAGACAGUUCUUGUCAAUUUAAACCUGAGGUCCCAGGUGCCCACAACCAUUAUCACCUAUGCAUGAGGCACCCAGCUUUCUAA